UGUCAUGCAGAGAGGACAUGUUGGACCAGCAUCUGACGUUUCGCACAGCAGCACCCGGCGACCUGCAUCGCGUGCAUUCCCUGGAAGAGGCCGGAUACCCCGCAGACGAAGCAGCCUCCCUCGAUUCCCUCACCUACCGCAUCCACCAAGCCAGCUCGGUGUUUCUGGUGGCGACACUUGGCAGCGAGCUAGUUGGCUUCGUGUGUGGCACUCAGACGCCCAGGGACGAGCUGGAUCACGCCUCGAUGUUCACCCAUGACCCACAAGGCAGGACCUUGUGCAUUCAUUCCGUGUGUGUGGGCGAAAAGCACCGUCGUCAGGGCAUUGGUUCGCGUCUGUUGAGAGCAUACAUCAAGCACGUAUCGACCAUUGAACAACCUAGUCUGCACUCCAUCCGACUGUUAUGCAAGGAG
This is a messenger RNA of Closterium sp. NIES-65, 413 nucleotides long. Lineage: Eukaryota; Viridiplantae; Streptophyta; Zygnematophyceae; Desmidiales; Closteriaceae. The record is from the annotation of a GenBank genome assembly.